This is a messenger RNA of Phacochoerus africanus (Common warthog), 2125 nucleotides long. RefSeq names its product maestro (gene MRO). The record is from RefSeq and is a predicted model, not a curated record. The transcript has 7 exons. Gene Ontology annotation, cellular component: cytoplasm. The coding region runs from base 442 to 1182 and encodes 246 amino acids. NCBI's taxonomy places the organism in Eukaryota, Metazoa, Chordata, Mammalia, Artiodactyla, Suidae.
GAGAGCCUCAGAACUGCAGUUUCUUUAGCAACUAUGGGUAGAACUCGGAAUGAAGGACGAAUAAAGGGAACACAGCAAAGAGGAGGGAAAACACCUCAGCACUGUUUGGGAAAGUAAAGAGCACAAGUGAUGCUAGUGCUCACCUAGAACAACCUUCCGGGAAUCAGAGGACAAUCCCCUCCCCCACUUUAACACAUCUAAACUUUUUUUCUUCCCCCUCGUCUGAGUCUCACUUUCCAACACUCUGUGUUGACCCGCUGUCCUGAAUAGACCCUGUUUCACCUUCUCAUAUCCCUUCUUCUAUGUUAGGAAUUCAGGGCUGGGAAAAUUGAGUUGAGUCAUCCCAUCUGGCUGCUACCCCGGAACUGCAUAUCUCCGCGUCGCCCAGGACCUGUGCUCCGGCCACAUCCACCGCACUCAUCACGUGACCUCCGCAGUUCCAUGGACCAAACACAGAGAAGAAUGUUGGGCCAGCCCCUUUCCAUCCCCACUGCCCAGCCUAAGAAGAAAUCAAUGAUGUCUUUCUUUUCCAAGGUCUCUUGGAAACUGAAGCUCCAGAAGCGGGAGCCUCUGAAGAAUGCUGUUUUGGUCUUGGCAGAGAGAGCCCGGGACCCCAGUGUUAAAAAGCGUCAUAUGGCCAUGAGAGGCCUGGGAGCCCUGGCCUGUGAAACCCCGGACAAGGUGAGAAAGUACAAGAAGAUUGUCCUAGACCUGCUGGUGCAUGGACUGUACGACCCUGUGAGUUCUGAAGUCGUCCAUGAGAGCUUGAAGACCCUGACCAUCAUCCUGGGCAAGAUCCAGGGGAAAGGCUUGGGGCCCUUCUUCAUAGACGUCACCCUUCAGACCAGGACUUUGCUAGAUGAUGAAAAUGACAGCCUGAGGUACUCAGCCUUUGUCUUGUUUGGGCAACUGGCGGCCUUUGCUGGGAGGAAGUGGAAGAGGUUUUUCACCCGUCAGGUGCAGCAGACUCAAGAUUCCCUCCUGACCCACUUACAGGAUCAGAAUCCCCAGGUUGCCAAGGCUUGCAAAACAACUUUUCAAGCCUGUUCUCCGUAUCUGAGACCAAGGAAGGAAUACAGCUUGUGGAGCGAAGAGGAUCAAGUGAACCCUAAACUCUGCUGGCAGCUGAUCCACUGUCAUCCAGAGCUCCUGCAGUUCUUCUAUGCAAAUAAAAUUCUCUAAACACAGGGUUGCAGGGAGAUGGCUCUGUGUGCACCCAUUUGGGUAGGGGGACUGAUACCCCCCUCUUUUAACUCUUCAGAUGCUUCCGUUUGCCUCUUGUGAUUGUGAUGGAAAAGGGUUGUUGGGAGAGCAAUUGAUAGCAAAGAUAACACUGUGGAGUUAAUAUAAUCUUAUCCAAAGUAAAUUCUAAAUAGCUUUUCUGUGUCUUGUUUUCUUCCCAUGCAAAUUUAAUGGAAAGGUACACCCUGUCUUUAAAACAUUUAAAGUACAUGUUUUUAAAGUGCUGAUUUGUCAGCUUUAUCCUCCUUGAGUUUUUAUCUGUCACCUAUUUUAAAUUUUAUUUUUAAUUUCUAAGGCUUAGGAGAAUAACUGUUUUCUAAAGUUUUUUGUUUGUUUGUUUUGUUUAAAUCUGCCAUUGGUAUUUUGCUAUUUGCUAUCAAUACCUUUUCUUGGCAAGACCUAUUUAAAGUUGGCCAGGGAACUGAGAAGGUGGUGUGGAAGGGGAUCUUUAGCUUCUUAUUAUCUUCAGCAGUCAUUGCCUCCAAGAUUAUUCCAAACAAGAAUUAACAAAGAGAAAGAAAUUGAUGAAACGUUUUGGAAAACCUCAAGCUGAUGGUAAUGUCUGGAGUAAUAAUAAUGAGUGGCAUAUAUUGAGCAUGUUUGUAAUUUACUGAGCGCUCUCUAAGCACUUUGCAAGUAUUAUUUAAUAUUCAUAACAAUGCUAGGAGAAUGUACCAUUACUAUCCUCAUUUUGUAGAUGAGAAAACUAAGGCAUAGGGAAAUUGAGUAACUUGCCCAAGAUGACCCAGUAAUUGAUGUAGCCAGAAUUCAAACCCCAACUUUUAGAGCCUACAGUCAAUCAUGGUGUGAUACUGCCUUGUUUUGGAACAAUUAACCAAUGGUUAGAAAUGUAAAAAUAAAUUUAAAAAACCUGCCAACUCUC